Messenger RNA from Oncorhynchus kisutch (coho salmon), 2650 nucleotides. RefSeq names its product LRAT domain containing 2a (gene lratd2a). The transcript has a single exon. NCBI's taxonomy places the organism in Eukaryota, Metazoa, Chordata, Actinopteri, Salmoniformes, Salmonidae. The record is from RefSeq and is a predicted model, not a curated record. Bases 1116 to 1979 code for a protein of 287 amino acids.
UAGACUAGAAGGUGUGAGAUACUAAGGAACAGUUUAGUAGACUAGAAGGUGUGAGAUACUAAGGAACAGUUUAGUAGACUAGGUGAUGUGAGUGCCAUGCUGUUACAGGUCAAAAAACAGAAAAUCUGCAGAGUGAGAAGCCAUGAGAAAAACUAUCUCUCUUCCACUUGUGUAACAACACUACAAACAGGUUCAACUUUAUUAGCACUCUGAUAUUACAAAUGUAUUGUUAUGUACGAUUUUAAUACAACGUUCUAGAGUAAUGACAAUGUUGCUUCAUAUGCUUAAUAACAAAGUUAUGUAGUCGUACACAUUGAUCUACAACGUAUUUAUUCCCGAUGGAGUAGAAUAUUAUUGAAACCUGUGAGCAGAAUGGGUUGUAAUAAUGUAUACCAAAACAUUAACUUUGUACCCCGUCGUUUGAGAGUUGGGGAACUCAGAAUGUGAAAGAUAAUGAAAAGAAAAUAAGCACUACAGCUUUAAAUGAGAAGCGUUUGUAACAGUCGCUGUAGCUGUGCCAAGACCGAGAUCUGCCUGCCAUCGAAUCCGCAACGACUUGCAGGUUUCAGUAUCGCCUCGGUGGUGUUGACUACACCACUGCGGAAACUAUUAAUUCAUCCUACUUAAUCGGACAGCACGGACAUAAGAUACAUUUUAGUCACCGGGCACGAAUAACCUCAAGUCUAUUAUUAUUGUUGUUGUUCCGACCUAAUCGUAUUGCUCGUGAUAGUUAAAUGUUCCAACUUUACGCAUGGAGAAUAGCCUAGCGAAUAUCAGGUGAGGCGCGUGUAGAGGACUAGCCUACACCUGAACGGAUGGAAUUGUAUUUCCUGAAUACUAAUGCUGUUAUUCUCCAUCCAUCCACAGCAAGACACUUGUUGAUUUGAAUAGACUUCAUCACAGCAGACUGCUGCUUGGGAAUACGAUUUAGCUUUUGUGGGAGACCUGCCGCUACAGAUUUAUCGGAGCCCUUCCGGAGGGUGUGAUUAGUUUUACCCGGGCUGUGUGGUACAGAGGCGGCUACAGAUGGCGAUGAUCCUCAGCUUUUAACAGGUGGACCGCCUGACAGAAAGCAGCAUCAUUCCCGCAUCCCUAUCUGCUACCAGGGAGGAGGCAUGGGCAACCAGGUGGAUAAAAUUAAACAGUCACAACAAAGUUACGCAGAAGUUCCCACAGUGGACCCCAACGGGCUGGACACUGAGGAGGGUCCUCGGAUCGGAGUGUCAUAUAUUUUCUCAACAGAUGACGAGGAACAGGAGGGUGAAAACCGUAACGUAGAUGGAGCGGAUAAGGAGCACCACACUGGUACGGAACAUAAACACUGCGACAAGAGCAACGAGGUGGAUUGCGCCGUUUACCACCGGGGGGAAUGUAUUUACGAGAAGAGCGUCAAGACCGCGGGCAUGGAAACCUACUCCCCCGAGAUCCUACUAAACAAAUGCAGGGCAGGUGACCUGGUGGAGUUUGUAACCACGGGACAGUACCCCCACUGGGCGGUGUAUGUCGGUGACUUCCAGGUGGUGCACCUGCACAGAGCAGAGAUAAAGAACAGCUUCCUGACAGACGCCAGCCAGGGAAGGAGAUGUAGGAUAGUCAACGAGCUGUAUAAAUUCAAAGCCCUCAGCGCCGAGAUGGUGGUUCAGAACGCUAUGGAACAGGUAGGAGCUAAAGACAGAGAGUUGAGCUGGAGAAAUUCAGAGUGCUUUGCCGCUUGGUGCAGGUUUGGCAAACGGGAGUUCAAAAUGGGCGGGGAGAUCCGGAUAGGAAAACAGCCAUACAGGUUAAAGAUCCUGAUGUCAGAUAAACAGUCUCACAUGCUGGAGUUCCAGUGUUUAGAGGACUUGAUCAUGGAGAAGAGGAGACACGACCAGGUGGGAAGGACAUCAGUGGUCCAGGAGCUGGCCAAUCAUUUGAACAGUGUCGGGGAGAUCAAAAGGAAUCCACUCAGUGAUCCAAUAACAGCACAGACCGCACAGUGAUCUAAUGGAUUUAUAGACCUGCUAUAAAGAUCACGAUGGUUCUUGCCUAUCCAAUCACAGACCCCUAUCUAAGUGGAUUUACAAACACACAUUUCAUUCUACAUUUUGAUGAAUAGAAUCUAAAUGGCUUGUUCAUGUCUAGUUGUAAUUUGAUUGAUGGAAAAACAAUAGUUUUAAAGGUUAUUGAUUUGUUCUCUGCCUAUUGAUGUUUCAUAAUGAUUGAUAUGAUAAUAUAUUGUACAUGUUUUCGUGUCUCACCCAGGUAACCAUCAUACCUAUAUCCCUAAGGUUAUCUCAUUCUGAUGAAAACAUGUUGCAGAGCAUGGGUUGAUCAAACAUCGCUUAUUGUACCGUACCAAUAAUUUAAGUCAAGUAAAUUAUCAUUACAUCUUUGCAAUCAAACUGUCUUUUAUUCCCUGCUUUAUUCCCCCAUUGUUGUUCCUCAGGCACCAUAUCCCUACAUAGUAGAUGACUUUGAACAGGGCCCAUAGGGUUGGGUUAUAGGGAACAGAGUGGAAGGGACAGGGUACCAACCCCUAUCUAUGCCUUCAUAGUCUUUUCAUUAUUUAUAAACACUUAUUUUCCACCUGCUUUACAGUCAGCCUCAUACCAGAGUACUAGCCUGUUUCCACCUGCUUUACAGUCAGCCUCAUACCAGAGUACUAGCCUGU